UUUAUUUUUGUUGCACACAUACACGCAUAUCACUGUGAAAUACGUGUGAAAAACGGCGGUCCGUGCGCAGUGUGAGAAAUUGAGGAAAAGUGACGUCAGUGCACCUGUUGAUGGGGGUGGGGCGGGUGUUUUUCAGCGUCCCAGGCAACAAGACACGUAAACACGGCACAUUUAAAACCAAAUACACCUUUACAGGGAGAAUGCAAAGCGAUGCCUUUUAGUUAAAACACAAACACGUGUAAUAAGCUGUUUGUCAUUACCCUUAAAUAGUAAAGCUGUCUCGUAUUUUGUUGAAAGCCCACACAAAACCGUGGUCUGAAUUUAGUCUAAAAUGUUUUUUUUUUUAAACAAAGCAAAUACUGCAAAGUGCUUAAUAAUAUGCUGUCCCGUUUUGAAAUACCUGUCGACAGUCGGCCGAGUGCAUGCGCAGAAGGAGAGACUCUCGCCAAAGAACAGGUUCGGCUCUCAGCCAGUUUCGGUCCAGGUGAGGCGGAAGCGACCUGGCUGGGGAGGAAUUCCGCAGCAAAGAGGAUUUAACCUUUCCGAACAGGAACACUGGACUUCAAUCAAAGUGCAAGAUCAGGGAUUGGGUUCUUUUUGAAGAUUUGAAAACCAGACGGCUGCUGCUUUGCACACCCGAGGAAGAUUCCUCUAUUCCUGUUUUUUCCUCUAAGCUUUCCAACCCUCCUGGUUGUGGAUUGCAUACUGGAGGCAUACAGCUAAGUCAACACUGGGACAUGCUGAGAACUUUUUAAUUGAUUUUAACUGAAACCGCCAGGAAUUGUGGCUUUUUUUAAAAAUUUUAAAAACAUUCAACAUUUUUUUUUUUUUUAAAGAAGAUGCUACAGUCUAAAAACCUUCUUGGCGUGUUUUUCAUCUUUCUGCAGUGGUGUGGAAGAGACGUUAGUGAGGCAAAUACAGCCUCCGCGGUUCUGGAAAGGGAUGCUGCCAACGUGACGACCCCCACUGCAAGCAGUCCUCCUCAGCCUGUUAACAUCGCAGCCAUUGUGGCUCCCAUUGUGACCCUGAGCUGCCUAGUCAUCGCAGGCAUCAUCGGCCUGGUCAUCUUUCUGAAGAUCCGAGAGAAACGACAGACCGAGGGAACGUACCGGCCCAGCAGCGAGGAGCAGGCUGGGACCCGUGUGCAACCCAACACCCUGAAACUCCCUCCAGGGGAGCGGCUCAUCUAGACCUGGGUUCAGACGAGCUGGAAAGACCGAGUCAAGUCUUGCACUUUCCAAUCCCUCCUGAAGAUUUUACUGUAUUUGAAGUUUUCCAUCAAACCAGCUGCUGGCGUGCUGCCCCCUGCUGGGAACUCGUCGACGCCACACCCUUUUGAAAGUGUGGUCCGCCACACACGUUGGAUUUACUGCAGUACACCGCUAGGAUGGGGAAAUGACCAUUUCCAAGCUGGCUGGCCCGCCUGAUAGCCCUCUUGCACGCAGACGUGUUUGCUGCAAUACGAAACGCUCCGGCUCAGUCCGUUUUUAUAAAUGAACUUUUGUGUCAAAUAGAAGCUUGGAAUUGCAUCCCUGUUGUCAUUCUGCGUUGCUUUCAAAGCCGAGGUAAAAGGUCUACGUGACUCGGUUUCCUCGUUUCACACUCAUUGAAGGCAUCAGCCGAAUCGCUAGUAAUCUUGACUCGGUUCAUUGUAGGAUUAAAUCUGAUUUAAGGCAUUAGCUGAAAUGAUGGCCUGCUUGACUUUUUCAAGUUUACCUCAGAAUUGAUGGUAAGCGACCUACGAAAUGGGGUUCAGAGUACAUUUAAAAUGGUACUUUUAAAGUCUGAGGAGUUUGUACUUCUCUUAUGAUGCUUUCAAUCAUGAGUAAUUCGUAUUGCAUAUAUAGUGUGUUACAUCUGAUAAACCUGCAAGAAAGUUAUUAAGCAGAUAGAAUUAUUUUGUAACCCUUGUUUGUACUAUUAUAUUACCCUCCUUCAGUGGGCACGGGUGUUUAUAUAAUGUAGAAUCCAAGGUAUUUCUAAUUUGUAGAGAGAUUUUAAAAGUUAAGUUUUUUGAAGUCAAAACGACUGCUGUAUGUAAACUUUUACUGUUUCUCUUACAUUCUUUAACCCUGGACGGCCGUGCUGGGCAAAUCGAUUUUAAUACAGCAAAAUACAAAGUCACCAAACUCACAGAGGCAGUUCAGUCUGUCCGCUAGAUUUCAAAAGCUUCUGGAGCAGAGCACCAGUUUUAUCAUUUCUCUUUGUUUUCUCAUAAACCGUUUGUGAGGGUACAAAGUACUGUUAUCUUCUAAGACUAUUGCAUCGCUUCAAUAACACGACGUAGGCUGGUGUUUUUAAAGUUUUUUUCUAGUUUGUAGAAUGAUUUAAACUGGUUACUGUUUUGGGAGGAUAUUACUCACUUUAACACUGUGGGUCUGAAUCAUCAGCAAACCACACAGUUUCACACGUACUACUGCAGGUGUUAAGUGACCAAUCACAUCCACUGGUACUAUUGUGUUUGUUAGUUGCACACUUCAAACAGGCUUUGGUUAGGGCUGCUAUAGGCACCAGUCAUUCACUGUCAUUCAACCAGACAUUCACUUCAGCCCAGGCUAUUGUAAAGUACGCUUACUGAACAAUCACACAAGCAAAAUACAUGAGAUCAGCCCAUGGAGUUGUGUGCAGGACUGUAAUGUGGUCGUAUCAGUGUUACUGUCACAGAUUACCAGACUGCUGUACAGUAAGUCGUUUUCAUAAACACCUGCGUUUACACCGAUUGACCACCAGGGGGCGCUUAUGCUCAGACACAGGCACAUGGGGAUUCACUGUAUGAACCCAAGUGAAUUGCUUUUCCCAAUCGUCAGGCAUGCAUCUAUUGUGCAAUGAUAUUGUAGGGUUCUGUGUUUUUUCUUUACUGUUUAGGGAUAUUUAAUAGUCCGCUGGUUAGUUAAUUAUUGAUUUGUAAUCACUACACAACGUUAAUGGGUGGAUAAUAAGGUUCGUAAUUCAGCUGAAAUGACAUUUGGAGGUGAAGAAAUCUAUCUGUUUAACCCUCAUAUCAGAAAGUAUUAUAUAUAUUAUAUUUAAAUGUUAACGAUUUUAAAUUAUUAUUAUUUUUUUUUAAUAUAAUAAAUGUCAGCCAAAGAAAUUGACACUGUAAUUUUCUGAAUGAUGUUGCGUUAAUCGAAUCAAUCAACUUGCCAUGGUGUGUGUCUGAAUCCCUUGCAGACUUCAGAAUAAAUUUAAAACACAUUUGAAGACUACACAAA
Molecule: messenger RNA, 3212 nt
Organism: Acipenser ruthenus (sterlet)
Lineage: Eukaryota; Metazoa; Chordata; Actinopteri; Acipenseriformes; Acipenseridae
Product: protein crumbs homolog 3-like
Exons: 5
Coding region: 840-1190 (116 amino acids)
Source: RefSeq, a predicted model, not a curated record